GUUUUUAGCCCAAAACCAUGCGACAAUUCACACUUAUCCUCACGACACUUUUUGCGAUUUUUCUCACUUUUCACUCAGCCCACGCCCGAUUUGAACGAGUUGGAUUUGUGAGUGACCCAGUCCAGCUACUCCUUCGUGACAGCUAUUCUUCCCUGCGAAAUAAGAUGUACAGUCAGAAGUUGGCCGGAUGGAAGAAGCCUGCGAGUUUUAGACAGAUCCGCAAACGAAAAUACACGGCGUUCCCUCCGACGUUCUACAGUAGCUUCGACAUCGGAGCCAUCCCUUUCAACAGCCGCCGAAGUGUUCUGCUACCGUAUAACGAUUUGCUGUUCUCCGGGAGAAAAUGAAAUACAUAGUAUUAUAUUAUUAUUUUGUAUUAUUUUUUGGUGGAAAAAAUAAACAUUUCAAUAUAUUUC
Caenorhabditis elegans is the source of this 416-nucleotide messenger RNA. RefSeq names its product Neuropeptide-Like Protein (gene nssp-8). Lineage: Eukaryota; Metazoa; Nematoda; Chromadorea; Rhabditida; Rhabditidae. Bases 18 to 347 code for a protein of 109 amino acids. The transcript is spliced from 3 exons. The record is from RefSeq and is marked reviewed.